Messenger RNA from Fusarium subglutinans, 1167 nucleotides. RefSeq names its product L-fucose dehydrogenase. Bases 1 to 1167 code for a protein of 388 amino acids. Gene Ontology annotation, cellular component: cytosol. Gene Ontology annotation, biological process: dehydro-D-arabinono-1,4-lactone biosynthetic process. The record is from RefSeq and is a predicted model, not a curated record. The transcript has a single exon. NCBI's taxonomy places the organism in Eukaryota, Fungi, Ascomycota, Sordariomycetes, Hypocreales, Nectriaceae. Gene Ontology annotation, molecular function: D-arabinose 1-dehydrogenase [NAD(P)+] activity.
AUGGCUGACGAAAGAAAACCUCUCUCAGAGGUCAUUCCUCCCCUCAUCCUCGGAACCGCAACGUUCAACCACCAAUACCAUCCCGAUCCAACUCGCAUGCCCUAUACCGACAUCGUAGGCCGCGCCCUCGCCCACAACAUCCUCGGCUUCGAUACAUCUCCCUAUUACGGUCCCUCCGAGAUCCUCCUCGGCGAUGCGCUGCGGAAAUUAACGCCUCCUCCGCCUCGGGAGAACUACUUCCUCAUCACGAAAGCUGGGCGCAUCGCGGGUGAUGAGUUCGAUUACUCCCCCGCCUGGAUCCGAUAUAGUGUUUGUCGCAGUCUUGAACGGCUGGGCACUUCGUAUCUUGAUCUUGUGUACACGCACGAUGUGGAGUUUGUUUCGUCCGAGGAGGUCCUUGCUGCUGUUACGGAGCUGCGAAGGUUGAGGGACCAGGGCCUCGUUCGCUAUGUCGGAAUCAGUGGAUACCCAGUUGAUACGCUUGCGUCGCUGGCGGAGAUGAUCUUGCGCGAGACAGGAGAGCCGUUGGACGCUGUUAUGUCGUACAGCAACUUCUGCGUGCAGAACAGCCAGCUGGGAAACAAAGCAUUGCUAGAUCGCUUCCAAGCAGCAGGCGUAGACUGCGUGCCAAACGCCAGCAUGCUCGGCAUGGGACUGUUAACCACCCGCGGCAUCGACAACAGCCCCAUGCGCGCAUGGCACCCCGCCCCAGAAGAGCUCCGCGACCUAUGCGCCAAGCUCUCCAGCAUCGCCCAAGACUCAGGCGAGCAUCUCGAAGAAGUUGCUAUCCGGUGGGCGCUCGAGAACUGGGCGCGCGUAGGCUCACGGUUCGGCACAAAGAUCAAUCCCAGCGACACAGGCCGUCUUGGUGUAAGCGUCAUGGGAGUUUCCAGCGUAGACGAGCUUGAAGAAACAUGGGCCCUGUGGACGAGCGUAGUAGGCCUCGUAGGCGAUGAAGAAGCGACGCAGCGGAAAGUCAAGAUUGAGAGUCUCGUGAGAGAAAAGAUGUGGCCUGCGCUUGGGAAGUGGAAGGAUUAUGCGUGGGGGAGCGGCGGUCCUGAAUUUGUGAAUGCGAGACGGGUUGAGGAUAUGGGGGUUGUGCCGAGGGAUGAGACGGCGGUGCGGUGGAGGUUGAUACCCAGUGCCAUGGACACACCCAAGAUUUAG